Molecule: messenger RNA, 687 nt
Organism: Ramularia collo-cygni
Lineage: Eukaryota; Fungi; Ascomycota; Dothideomycetes; Mycosphaerellales; Mycosphaerellaceae
Exons: 1
Coding region: 1-687 (228 amino acids)
Source: RefSeq, a predicted model, not a curated record
AUGGCCUUGCCACUGAUGCCCAYCCGCAGUCGCAMCAUUGAAGAGCAGAUCACGGCCAAAUUGUCGGAAACAGCACCAUUCAACCCUGAUGAGUUGCGGCAACAAGGUCGCUGGAUUCGAGACAUGCUCGAUCCUCAGGUCGCACAGGAAGGGCAGGAUGCUCUCCACUCGGACGAGAUUCUGACACUGGACGAAUUGCUUCGUAAAUUGCUCGACACCGACAUCAGUCUGGAGGAUAUCCGCUACAGCCGUAUGCACCUCGCCAUUCGCGAUAUUGCGGGCCGGGCGACACGUUGGCCAAAAAAGCUGGCCGAUAGAUGCGAUACUCUCAAGGGUGCCUGGGAAGCCCGCUACGGUCCGAUAGCUGCGAUUGGCACGCUACUGUACGAACCAGGAGGCCGACUCAACGGCAUCUGUGAGCCUGGAGAUCUCAGUAAAGAGAAACUGCUUGUCAAGUGGUUGAAGUCACCAGAAGCGAAGCUCAGUCCUGCUGUUGCGAGAAGAAAGGGCAGUCUUGGGUUCACGCCUGGGGAGUAUGCUACUCACAAUGUGCGUCUUGAUCUUACAAUGCUUACAGCUUCUAUAGUUGGUGGAUCAGUCCUCUUUUCGCUCAUCGUGCUGGGAUUGUGGACACUGCCAAUUCUGAUGGAGGCAUCGUCUCUGAUGCUGCUGGUGCAUACGCUGUGA